AUGCCACCUUCCAUUAGUGAUCAAGAACUACUAGACGCCCCUAGGGCUAUAGCCAAUCCGCUCCACCCUGACUUUGUGGGCCGUCUAGAUCAAGACUUCAUCGACUACUACAACCUUAGGCUCAGCAAAGCUAAGCCGGAUAACUCUGCACCUAUCGAAAAGAUACGAGCAAAUCGGACACGGCUCCGAUCCCCAGCUUGUCGCGACUAUUCGCGGGCGGCAUGCGUAGAAGACAUUAGCCUCGAAUCGGAUGAUGGGCAUAUUUUCACCGCAAGGCUCUAUAAGCCGGAUCCUCGCUCGUCGCCUUACGGAGCAGGCCCAUACCCCGUACAUGUGAACUUCCAUGGCAAGUGUGGCGGUUUCACGUUUGGUGACUUAAGUAGCGACGCCUCAAUAUGUAUGAAGCUGCGAUCACAGCUUGGAAUACUAGUUGUUGACAUCGACUACCGGCUAAGGCCUGAGCACAAGGCGGGCAAGGGUCACAAGGAUUGCUGGGCUGCCGUACAAUGGGUCCAUAAAUAUGGUGCCAAUAUCAACGCUCGACCGGAUUCGAUAUCUAUCGGUGGCAUCUCAGCAGGGGGCCAUAUCGCGGCUGUUGUGCAACAACUGGCUCGUGACGCCAAGAUCUCUUUGAAACUUGCCAUCCUCGGCGUACCUACCGUCGUAUCACAUGCGCACUACACGACACCUACCGAUUCCGAGUUUCCAUCUUUCGUCGAGAACGAGAAUGCCCCUUGCUUGAAUUGGAACCGCAUUAUGUUCUACCGUGAGAGGGGUAUGCAUGAGGACGCCGACGAUGAGUCGGGAAGCGCGACCCUGCCGGAAAUUUACACUAACCCUCUUCACGGGGAGCUGGAGGGUGUCUGUGACACUUUCAUUGCGACUGCAAGCGCUGAUCCCUUGAGGGACGAAGGCGAGGUGUACGGCCAGAGGCUCAUCGCGGCGGGCGUGAGAACGACUGCGAGAAGAUACUACGGAGUCCCACACAACUUCAUGCACAUGCCGAUCAAAAAGGCAGAUAUGUACCUCCGUGAUGUAUGCGAGGCUCUCCGAUCAGCCCAUGGUGUUGGGUUCUCGAAUCGAAGUGUCAACGCUAGGAAGCAUAUGUUCCAAUCCAUCAAACAGCGUCGCUCUGCCGGUGCCGGUGCCAGUGCCUCAACCGGAGGUCUUGCCGUCAGAAGUUGGACAUGGGCGCCUGGAAAAGGUCGCUGGAGGGCUAACGGCCAGACAAACGGUUAG
Molecule: messenger RNA, 1239 nt
Organism: Neoarthrinium moseri
Lineage: Eukaryota; Fungi; Ascomycota; Sordariomycetes; Amphisphaeriales; Apiosporaceae
Exons: 5
Coding region: 1-1239 (412 amino acids)
Molecular function (GO): hydrolase activity
Source: RefSeq, a predicted model, not a curated record